Ceratotherium simum simum (southern white rhinoceros) is the source of this 1221-nucleotide messenger RNA. RefSeq names its product RD3 like (gene RD3L). Lineage: Eukaryota; Metazoa; Chordata; Mammalia; Perissodactyla; Rhinocerotidae. The record is from RefSeq and is a predicted model, not a curated record.
AUUAAUGAGCAGUCUCUCCAAAUGAAGACAUCACAACCUCAUUCCUAACACAGAAAGUUAUUUAUUUCAAACACAGUUUCAGUGGGUAAAUAAGGAGGCUCAUUCCUUCAACAGGGGACACAUCCAGGAGAACAAGAUACGCCUGAGUAAAAAACAGCUUCAGCACCAAUUCAAGUAAACUCUUGAGCAACAUCACCACAUCGGAUCCAUCCACUUAACAGGCUAAAAAUGCCACUUUUUGGCUGGAUGAAAUGGCCAAAAUACAAUUCCUACAAACCCACACAGUACCCUGGCUCAGAUGUAGUAACAAAGACUCUGCUUCGAGAAUUAAAAUGGCAUCUAAAGGAGCGAGAGAGAUUAAUACAAGAGAUUGAAAAUGAACAAAAAGUGAAAAAAACAAGUGUGGAUUACAACUGGCUGAGAAACUAUCAGAAUCCACACACAACCAUCCCAGCUACUGAACAAAGACAACUUGAAGUUCUUUGCUCACAAGUUCAGCCUUGUCAAACCGGAACCAUUCUCAGCAGAUUUCGAGAAGUUUUGGCAGAAAAUGAUGUACUGCCAUGGGAAAUAGUCUACAUCUUCAAGCAAGUUCUGAAAGACUUCCUAAGUAGUACUGACAGAGGUGGCGAGCAGCAAGAGGACCUGGAAGAGUCUCGGACCACAGACUGCCUGGCUCGUUCUCCGAUCCCAGGUGAAAGCCCCAAGAGUCCAGACAAAGAGGAAAUACCCACCAUUUCAAGUUACGUAGACAAAAACACAAAGAACAGGUUCCCAACAUUCUCACACACAAUGUGGAACCUACCAUACUAUUACCCAUCAAGUUAAGUUACUUAUAACCAGAGGAAUUUUUAUGACCAUCUUAGUAUCAGAACUCUUCAUAUUAAGAAUAAGAAAAAGUGAUGUGACUUCAUGUUUCUCUUUGUCGCAAGUUCAGAAGUUAGAAUUCUCAUGGAUGUAGCCUAUGUUUUAAACAGUGUUCCUUUUUUAACCACUCUAAAAAUGCAAUGUUUUCAUUGAAGAGUAUGCUUUUAACUAAAAUUUUUUGUAAAUAUUUUGAAAAAAAUGUUUGAAGUAUUUUCUUAUACUUCAAACACAUCUCACAGGAACUAAGGUAUUUUAUUUAAUAUGAAAUUUGACAAAUUCUGUGUGAAAUUUAGACAUUAACCUUGACUUUUAUUCUAAAAGGAAGCUAAUUAUAAAAUAAAACAAAUGAUUAAU